GCCUGGUGGUUGGCUGGGUAAACACAUAGGGGCUGUCCUUCAAAACGGCGGUUUCAAAACAGCCCGGGAGGGCGCGAAGCUGUUGCUCCUCCUACUAGCUGCCUUGACAUCUCUUUCUGCGGGGGGCUUAGAGUAGGGUUUUGAAGUGAAAAUAACUAAGGCUAUGUAAUUUACUUCCUUUAGCAAAGGGUAGCCAGUCUAGGAAUGCAGAAAAAGCAAGGUCCCCCACCUCGACCCUACCAUUAGGAGAUAUGGAGAAGGUUACUGUUGAUGUGCACAUAGAAAACAAGGGAAAAGAUUCUCCAGAACAAGGCUCUGUGGAACAAGACUCCAAAGAUGAAAUUGAUGUUACAGCUCUGAGUGACACUGAGCUAUGGGAGCUUCUCUGUGCAUAUGGAAUCACCCCUGGACCAAUAUUACCUUCUACAAGGACCAUUUAUGAGAACAAGCUCCUGCAGUUGAUGAAGCAAUGCCCAGGAACAGCAGCUGAGUUGAACAGUGAGGUUAAUUCUGAAAAUGAUGGAGAAGGAAAAACCACAGAAGUAGUCAUCCAAACAAAUGGCCUCACAGUGACAACUGAACAUACCUCUGGGUCUGAAAAUAAAUCACCUGCAGAUGUGGCAGAACGUCAGAAAAAACUCUUGUCAUCUGAUGUUGAACACAGUUUAGCUAAAAUAGUGGCAGAACUGCAGGAAAUAUUGCCAGAGGGUAAAGUGGCACUGCAUCGGUCACAAGGACCAAGGAAGAAAGCUGGCAGUCCUGAAAGGAAUUACAGACAAAAGACAACUGAUCUACCACACCAAGACUUUGGCUAUCCUGAUGUUAAUGUUACUGUAGGACAAAGUGCUAGAAGAAGAAGAAACGCAAUAAAGGAGAAUCCUCCCUCUGUGAAACAAGAACCUGAAACCAAAUGCCAUGUAGUACCUGGGAGAUCAAGAGAAGGACGUAUACCAAUACGUGUAAAGAUUGCUGCUUUUGCCAUCUUCAUGUUCCUUCUCUUUGUGUAUGUAACUAUGGAAACUAAUUUUCAUAAUCCAUUCACAAGCUUUGCCAAGGGCAAAUGAGUGUAUUCUGUCUUUUAGAAAUGGAGUUGUUAGACCAGACAGAGUGGUUCUGUCUAGCUGCUUAUGAAUUAAGUAUUUGGGGGUAGCUGAUUAAAACACAAAAAGAAUUA
Molecule: messenger RNA, 1174 nt
Organism: Podarcis raffonei (Aeolian wall lizard)
Lineage: Eukaryota; Metazoa; Chordata; Lepidosauria; Squamata; Lacertidae
Gene: LEMD1
Product: LEM domain containing 1
Exons: 8
Coding region: 252-1064 (270 amino acids)
Source: RefSeq, a predicted model, not a curated record